AUGACGGCUUCUAUCAAGCUUUAUACCAACCACGGUUGCCCCUGGGCCCACCGAGCCCAUAUCGCCUUAGCUGAGCUCAAGCUACCGUUUGAGGAGGAAAUAAUCGAUCUGAGCGUUCCCCGUACCGCGGACUACCUGGCUGUCAAUCCCCGUGGUCUCGUCCCAAGCCUUUCAUACAAUGGCCAUAUCAUCACAGAAUCCGCCAUUGUUGCUCAAUUUUUGGCUGAUGCUUAUCCAUCUCAUUUGAUCCCAAACAGUGGCACACCUGAGACAGCUCUUGCUCGUGCCAGGAUUAACUUCUUUGUCGACACAUUCUUCAGCAAGGCGCACCCCCACUAUCACAAGGCUCUUUUUGCUAAGUCCGAAGAAGAAGCUGAGCAGGCUGCUGCUGAAUUUGUGAAGCAGCUUGAGAAAGAAGUUGAACCGCUGUUGGGUGAUGCAGGCCCCUACUUUGCAGGAAGUAAAACACUGACGUUGGCCGAGGUGCUCACCGGUUCAUUCAUCCUGCGAUUGUUGGCUUUACCAAAGAACGGUGUCGGACCAGAAACACUGGUCAAGGAUCUGCCUGCCAAGACGCCCAACUUCUAUAAAUGGGCGACGGCUGUGGUGGAGCAUCCUAGCGUGAAUGGCAUCUGGGACGAGGAAAGUGUUGUGGCCAAGACAAAGGCACGCCUGGCAAAGCUGAAGAUUUGA
This is a messenger RNA of Trichoderma citrinoviride, 693 nucleotides long. Its product is annotated as thioredoxin-like protein. Gene Ontology annotation, cellular component: cytoplasm. The transcript has 3 exons. NCBI's taxonomy places the organism in Eukaryota, Fungi, Ascomycota, Sordariomycetes, Hypocreales, Hypocreaceae. The coding region runs from base 1 to 693 and encodes 230 amino acids. The record is from RefSeq and is a predicted model, not a curated record.